Molecule: messenger RNA, 1014 nt
Organism: Elaeis guineensis (African oil palm)
Lineage: Eukaryota; Viridiplantae; Streptophyta; Magnoliopsida; Arecales; Arecaceae
Product: microtubule-destabilizing protein 60
Biological process (GO): mitotic spindle assembly; regulation of mitotic spindle organization; activation of protein kinase activity
Cellular component (GO): nuclear microtubule; spindle
Molecular function (GO): microtubule binding; protein kinase activator activity
Source: RefSeq, a predicted model, not a curated record
UUGUGUCCAUAAAUAGGCUUGGGCACGUGGGAUUCCCUCAGCACCCUAGAAUGGAGGACCCCAGCAUGCUUACUUCCCCAAAGAGUUCAAAGAUUGCACCACCCAGCUCGAACACCAAAAGGGGAGUCAAAAAUAGCCAACCUCAACCCUUUAGACUACAAACUGAGCAACGAGGACAAAUAAAAGAGCAAGCAUUGGCAAAGAGAGUGCAAGAAUUGGUUGCUGAGGAGGCCAAACUACGGAUUCAUGUUGCGCAAGGUUUGCCACUGACGACAGAUAAACCUCAGAACCUACCAAAGCCACAUGUAAAGGAGCAGACAAAACCAUUAAACAUUAAGCUGCACACGGAACAAAGAGCAGCCAGGCGUGCCGGAUUCAAUAACCUAGUCUCCAGCAAAAAUUAUUCCUUGGAGAUCCUUAGGAGAUUUGAAGAGAAGCUCCUAAAGGUUAUAGAAGAAGAGGAGAUAAGGAUUAUGAGAAAGGAGAUGGUCCCAAAAGCACAAUUGAUGCCGAUAUUCGACAGACCAUUCUUUCCACAACGGUCAACAAGACCUCUAACAGUUCCAAGAGAGCCAAGCUUUCAUUUUUUGAAACAAAAACGUUGCAGUAGUGGCGAGCCAUACAAAAUUCAUCAACAUGUUAACCAAAGUAUGAAGGCUGUCAAAUAAUCAAUAGCAAAGCUAGCAUGAAGCUAGGCCCUUGCGUUACGCUUAAAUUUUUUGUGCAUGAGUUUUGCAUAGUUUUAUUAUUUCAUGGUGGAGUGAUGAGAGAAUGGUCUGCCGCUUUAAUUAGGCGACAUCUUUUGUGAGCCUGCUGUGUUUAAAGUUAUCAUGAAAGAUGUAAUAAGGUUUUUUUUUGAGUGCCAUGGUGUUUUUUUUGUAAAUUUAAGGGGCUGGUGGGAUGUACCUUUCUCUUUUCUUGGAAUGAUAAAUGUAAUUAUUAAUAAGAGAAUCAUCGUAGAUGGUAUGUAGAGUUCAAGCAUACAAGUUAAAAGUAUUUUUUUAUUAUUUUUCA